GACGGAGCAGGAAGGCACGGAUUUUGAUGGCGAUUCGAAGGUCCUUGCUUGAAAAUGAAAGGACUUACUACUUAGGUACUAGUAGUAGUAGGUGAGCGUUUCUCAGCUCUUGCGUGAUGUUGCUGACACGAAACCCGCUAACUACUUUUCCCUCACUGCCAUAGCUGCUCAAGUAGAAAGGCGUAGUGGUAUUUUACAUUAUAGAUCUACGUCGUUGCGUUUCUGCCCUGCCUAAAUUAAUUAUGGGAGCAGGAUGGAGGAAGAUUUGGUUGGAAUGUCUUCUGAUUUCCUUGACGGUGCUGGCGCUUCGAGUGGCGAGCCUCAGCAGUUCUCCGUACCCGUUCCGAUGUGAUCGCACGCCAGAGCAACACAAGCUGGCCCUAGAUACCAGUAUCCGAUUUCUGGAGCUCGAGGGCUUCAAAGUGGAGCACGGCGAGCACACGUACGGCCACGCCACUGAGUUCAGUGCCAACCCGUCCACGCUCUACGGCUUCUUCAAGUUUGGCAUCACGCCGUUUUUCACACUGGACGAGGCCGACGCGUUGGUCUUCUACGGCUGCACUCCGCCGGCCAUGCGAUACUUCAGCUACACGCCGUACGUGUUCACCACGCCGCAGCUGAACAGAACCAUCGUGUUCGCCUCGUUGCAGGACCCGGUCAACUCGCUCACCAUACGAACGGCGCACGACGCGACGUUCUCCUCCAGCACGCUGAUUAUAAUGACGGCGUCCGUUCGUACCGACGCGGCCGUGCGCACUGCCUUCGAGCCUAACCUGGAGAGCUCUGCCAUGAACACGCUGAAAGUAUCCAAGGAGCUAGUCAAGCUGGGCAGUGGGGCGACCAGUGCCAGCGCGCUCAUGCUGCUGUCGCGAGUGGCGAUCUACGCGAACGAAACCGAGUGCGAGCUGUACACGAACAGUACAUUUCCGGUGUUGAAGGUGACGCGGCCGAAGCAAGGUGACGAGCCCGUGUUCGGUCUGCCGUCCCUGCGCUCUCGCUACACAGGCGUAACCGAGGAUCAUCUAGAGACAACGCUGGCUGAGCUGGCCAUAGCGGUCAUUGGCAAGGUGACACAAGCAGGUUAUCGUAUUGAUUAUCAGGCGCGCAUGGAAAGGUUUCCGCUGGACGCUCGCGAAUGCAUCGCUAAGGGCGAGGAUUGCCUCGGAGAUUGCCCUGACGCGGCGUACUUUGCCGACCCGAAGAAGUUCCGCAUGGGCUCGGAGACCAACCGCGACCUGUUCAUGGUGGUCGGCGUCAACCAUCGCAUGCUGGGCUCGGCCACCUACACCAACUUUGGCCUGGAUCCGUUCGUGGCGGUGACCGACGACAAAUUUGGCGACAGCGCUGCGCACUAUCUACCGUCAGCCCCGGGCAUACACAAUUUCUUUGCCUACAAGGUCACCAGAAAGUGUUCGGUGUCCGACUUCUACUGUCUUGAGGUACCUGUUGACAAGGUGAAGCCGACGGAUGAGGUUCGCUUCACCGGACGCGUGUACCUCAACCCCAAGACGACGACGGGACCUGCGUACAACGAGACCAUACCAAACUACCUGCUCCACUUCAGGCCAGAAAUCAGUUAGACCUCGUACCCAGCUUUCACAAUCUAUUUUUGAAAAUGGUGAUGUUAUCAUUUUCACAGCUUGCUAACCCAUGUACACUAAACACGACGUAUUCUUUGUGGAGAUUUUGAUUCUCUUUUUUCGGCCUUGAAACAUACAUUAUUAUUAUUAUUAUUAAUUAAGAAAAGGGGGUUUGUCAACUAACAUCCGCUCUGUUCAGUGGCUAUUCACAAUCGCGGCAUGCGCUGGAUGAAAAUUUUAUUUUAUUGUGAUGUCGAAAAAAAACUAAGAUGUUUCUGGCCAGUCACCCAUCGUCAGAACAAUUUACAAGGGGCGAACCUGGCCUUUUAUGAACCACAACUGUUGCCUGGUUCGUUCAGCCUUGUACGCGCUCUUAAUCCAUUCCCAAGAAGUCCUAAACAGCGAGCUACUGAAGCGUUAUUACCGUAAAAUCCCGCCAGAGCGCCCCGUCUCUCCCAUCCGCCCCUCCCUGACUUCUUGUCAGGGACGUGAUUGAUUGUAUCCUCG
Sycon ciliatum is the source of this 2087-nucleotide messenger RNA. RefSeq lists its product as uncharacterized. The transcript has 6 exons. The record is from RefSeq and is a predicted model, not a curated record. Bases 243 to 1580 code for a protein of 445 amino acids. NCBI's taxonomy places the organism in Eukaryota, Metazoa, Porifera, Calcarea, Leucosolenida, Sycettidae.